AUCGGCCAUACUGGCCCUGUAUUUGCUUGGUUACGGAUCGACAGUAUCGUCACAGCGGCGGCAGCAGCGGAUGAUUUCCGGGAUAUUUACGGAAGAGGCUCCGUUAGUGCAGCUACUUCCGCCUUUAGCCGCCUCUCCUGACACUGAGAAAUGACAGCAACGUUGCGCCCGUAUCUCAACGCUGUGCGUGCCACACUGCAGGCCGCCCUGUGCCUGGAGAAUUUCUCCUCACAAGUGGUGGAGAGACACAACAAGCCAGAGGUGGAAGUGAGGAGCAGUAAAGAGUUGCUCCUCCAGCCUGUAAUCAUCAGCCGUAAUGACAAAGAGAAGGUUCUGAUCGAAGGCUCCAUCAACUCUGUCAGAGUCAGCAUCGCUGUCAAGCAGGCCGAUGAGAUUGAGAAGAUUCUGUGCCAUAAGUUCAUGCGCUUCAUGAUGAUGAGAGCGGAGAACUUCUUCAUCCUAAGGAGGAAACCAGUGGAGGGCUAUGACAUCAGCUUUCUCAUCACCAAUUUCCACACAGAACAGAUGUACAAGCAUAAACUAGUGGACUUUGUCAUUCAUUUCAUGGAGGAAAUUGACAAGGAGAUCAGUGAAAUGAAGCUGUCUGUCAACGCCAGGGCUCGUAUCGUCGCUGAGGAGUUCCUCAAAAAUUUCUGAGAACGAGGAAACUCGGAAAAAUGCAUUCCUUUUGCAAUCUUGGCCAUCACUGUGGAGCGUUCACAUCAGAGGAGACAAACUAUGAUCAGCCAAUAAAAGCUGAGCUACAUAAGACGUGCAGUAAUGAUGUACAGGCCAAUGAGCUUUUAGCCUUUAAACUUAAAUUCCUUCUGUGCUCAGAAAUGUUGAUGGUUGUACAUAAUGAACAUUUAUGCGCGAAACAUUCAUUUCUGCCUUGAACAUAACGAGUCAGGGCAGGUCCUUAAAAAGAUUUAUCAAUAUUCAUGAGCACAGGCUAAUAUGGAUCUUUUUUUCAGAUAAUUUAAUUUUUUUUUUAAAUAUAUAGACAAUAUAUAUACUAUAUGCAUAUUAAUUUCCUUUUACUGUUUUGUUACAACAGACUUCAACCCAUGAAUGCAAUCAAUUAGAUAAUGAUUCUUGCUUUAGUUCACAAGUACACAGACGAGUCUGUCGUCGAUGAAACAUGAAUACAUUUGCUGGCAAUGAAGACGAAUAAAAAACCCCAAUAUGCUUUGUA
Molecule: messenger RNA, 1195 nt
Organism: Oreochromis niloticus (Nile tilapia)
Lineage: Eukaryota; Metazoa; Chordata; Actinopteri; Cichliformes; Cichlidae
Gene: arpc4
Product: actin related protein 2/3 complex, subunit 4
Exons: 6
Coding region: 151-657 (168 amino acids)
Biological process (GO): actin filament polymerization; Arp2/3 complex-mediated actin nucleation
Cellular component (GO): Arp2/3 protein complex; actin cytoskeleton
Molecular function (GO): actin filament binding
Source: RefSeq, a predicted model, not a curated record